This is a messenger RNA of Helianthus annuus (common sunflower), 581 nucleotides long. Its product is annotated as small nuclear ribonucleoprotein Sm D2-like. Gene Ontology annotation, molecular function: RNA binding. The record is from RefSeq and is a predicted model, not a curated record. NCBI's taxonomy places the organism in Eukaryota, Viridiplantae, Streptophyta, Magnoliopsida, Asterales, Asteraceae. Gene Ontology annotation, cellular component: U1 snRNP; U2 snRNP; U5 snRNP. The transcript has 6 exons. Gene Ontology annotation, biological process: RNA splicing; spliceosomal snRNP assembly. The coding region runs from base 1 to 315 and encodes 104 amino acids.
AUGGUUUGGACCUUGGGGACGAAGAAUGAGGAAGAGGAGUUCAACACUGGGCCUCUCUCUGUCUUAAUGUUGAGUGUCAAAAACAAUACUCAGGUUCUUAUUAACUGCGUGAACAAUAAAAAGCUAUUAGGUCGUGUUAGGGCCUUCGAUCGACACUGCAACAUGGUGCUGGAAAACAUUAGGGAAAUGUGGACUGAGGUGCCCAAGACAGGAAAAGGCAAGAAGAAAGCUCUUCCUGUUAACAAAGACAGAUUUAUUAGCAAAAUAUUUCUUCGAGGUGACUCCGUUAUCAUUGUGCUUAGAAACCCCAAGUGAGAGGGUCACCACCUCAAUGUGAUCUGGCUCUGCCUGUUUCAACAUGUACCCAAUAGUAGGUACUUUAACCCAACAUGUUAGAUGUCCAGCAUGAUGGAGGUGUAAGUAUGGGCUCCAGAAUGUGAUGCAUCAUUGCAUUGGGCUAGAGAUGGAUCACUUUGUAUAAGGCAUGGGCCGAUUGAUUCUUAAAACUCUAAUAUGCAUCGUGGACUAUGAGCUUGCUAUUGGCCUUUACUCUUUCUAGGACGUUUGUUUUCAAAAGUUGU